UGUCAACUAGAUUCAAAAUGGCGGCGAAGAUUUCCAAAAUAUUUUCAUUUCGUUGAUAAAUUUGGCAAAAGCUACAUGGUUUAUGUUAUAUAAUGUUAAAUUUGCACUGUUUUAUGAUAUUCCUCACAGAGGCAUACUAAAAGUUCACUAUGCCGGGAGGCUGGGGCAGAAAGGCUGUAGGACAGAUUGAUCGGAGCCAAUUUGCCGAUGAUGAACUCCUCAAACAGAUUGGAGGUCAGUUAGAUGAAAAUUUUGACUAUAGUCAAUGGCAGCGGAAGUCAAAACCUGGUCAGUUAUCUCGUCCUCCCCCACCUGCAAGGAAAGUUGUGAAAGAUAGCACACUCCGCUCAAUAUCAGAUUUCACGGUAGCUGCACCCUGGAAACAAAAUGUGCGACCAACAUCUGCAGUUUCAUCAGUAUGUAGUCAUUCUAGAUCUAGGAUACAACAAAACACAGCAUCUCCCAAGGAAGAAUAUGCAGUUGUGAAAGAGAAGAAUGAAGAUUUAAAAAUAUUACAGUUGCGUAUCAAUACAAGAGAACAUACCCUGAAAGAAUACAAGAAAAGAUAUGAAACUUUAUUAGUUGAAAAUAUUAAACUGAAAGCGGAGAUUGACGAGACAGAAGGUGAUGCAAACUCUGGUGUUAAACAAUUACUCAGGAAAUAUGAAAAAUUUAGGAAAGGUAUUGGUGUUCUGAAUUCUAAGUUUGAAGUGGAAGAAGAAGAUGCUAGAGCAGAUUUGAGAAAGACACAAGGACAAAUUAAAAAAGAUUUAACAAUAUUAGAGUCACAGGUGGAAAUGGCUGAAAAAAGAUUACAAGACAAACAGACUGAGUUCCAUGUUCUUAUGAAUUACAAGGACAAAGAAUAUCCAGUAAAAGCCAUGCGGAUAGCGGAUUUACAAAAAGAAAUAGACUCAUUAAAAAUAACCAACGCUGAAGAUGAGACUGAACUGCAGCACAUUAUAGACACAGAGUUAGGGAAACUGCGCAAAAAGACAGACAAAUACCAAGAUGAAGUUACAGACAGAAUUACUGGCAAAUUCUUGGAUCAAAUGCACCCUAGUCUGAAAGAUAUGACCCUCCAGAAUACAGUUAUGGAAAAGGAGAUUGAGUAUCAUACGAAAGAUCUAAAAGAGGUUGAAGCAAUUAUUGCAGAUUUAGAACAAGAAGUGACCAAGUUAUUACGUAGUCCAAAAACAAAUGCCAAAAAACAGAUAUUCCCAGAGUUUUUUCCCCCUACACAAAAAUGCACUCCAGAUAUGGACGUUAUAUUAGACAUUCCCACACAGGAGUGGUUGCCUAUAUGAUGUCACUUGUUAUCAGCUAUGAUGUCACACUAAAGCAAUGUGUUAGUCACAUAUUAUCAAUGUAGUGUCACACUUAAUCAUUUGAGUGCGACGUCACAUAUUAUCAACAAUGCCACAAUGCUACAAAUCCCAAAAUACUAACAAGCACGUCCAUUUAUUCUCGGGCAAUGUUGGGAUUGCAGUGGUAUUAAGCAGUGUCACUGUGUCAAAAACAUUUUAGGAGAAAGAAUAUUUAAAACAUCUAGAUAUAGGAUUGUAUUUUCUAUUUAUUUUAUUCAAAUUUAAACCAAUUUUCAUUUGGAUUCAUAUGGUGAAUU
This is a messenger RNA of Owenia fusiformis, 1624 nucleotides long. NCBI's taxonomy places the organism in Eukaryota, Metazoa, Annelida, Polychaeta, Sabellida, Oweniidae. The record is from the annotation of a GenBank genome assembly.